AAUGGUAUUGACACGUGGGUCCAUCUCAGAGGCAAAACAAACUAUUACCAAACGGCUCCUAUAAGCCCGUCCCUCUCCGAUCCCUCGGCCCGCGCUCUCUGCUCCCAUCCCCGCCUCGUCCGUUACCAUAAAUCUAGCUUGGGCUCUAAUCUAACCGAGGGAACAGGUGGGAUAUGAGGAACUCGGUGUCGGAGCGGAGCUUCCUCAUCGAGAGCGACGAUGACGACGAUGCCGCCGUGGAGGACGGGAAGCGGCGCGGCCUUGGCGGCGGCGGCGGCGGCGACGACGACGACGACGGGUCCGACUCCUCGUCGCCGUGCGACAGCCCGCGGGUGGUGGCGGCGCGGUGCAGCCAGCCGAGUUCGUACACGCAGCAAUGGCCGCAGAGCUACAGGCAAUCCAUUGACAUGUACAGCAGUGUGCACUCUCCCAACCUGAGCUUCUUGGGCACGCCAUCACUGAGCCGGUUGUCCAACUCGUUCCUCACAAACUCAUUCCGGGGGAAGCCACCUGAGAUCAUCUCCAGCUUAAUCAAGCCAUUACUGCCGACAAGCAUUGCUUCCGCCAGCGAUGACCAGCAGCAGCAGCAGCAUGAGGACGUCCGGAAGAGCUCCCAUUACCUGCCACCAUCACGCAAGGCGUCGUCGCUGCAGAGGAUCCCCGAGGACCAGAGACCUAUGGUUGGGGGCCAUGAGGUGGGUCCCUACCGGCAGUGCUCCUAUACCCAAGGGGUCAUGAACGGAGUGAAUGUCUUAUGUGGUGUGGGGAUCCUGUCAACACCUUAUGCUGUCAAGCAGGGUGGCUGGCUUGGACUGGUGAUACUAGCGGUAUUGGGUGCACUGGCUUGGUACACUGGCAUACUUCUGCGCCGUUGCCUGGACAGCAAGGAUGGGCUCGAGACUUACCCUGACAUCGGACAUGCUGCCUUUGGUACUGCUGGCCGUAUCAUCAUCUCGAUAAUACUGUAUAUGGAACUAUAUGCAUGUUGCAUUGAGUAUUUGAUCUUAGAGAGCGAUAACUUAUCAAAGUUGUUCCCAAAUGCACACCUAACCAUGGGUAACUUGACUCUGGAUUCACAUAUGCUAUUUGCCAUCUUGACUGCUCUUGUCGUCAUGCCUACCACUUGGCUUCGUGAUCUCAGCUGCCUCAGCUUCAUUUCAGCUGGUGGAGUCAUUGCAUCUAUCGUCAUUGUCUCCUGCUUGUUCUGGGUGGGACUUGUUGAUCACGUUGGCACAGUCGAGAGUGAAGGGACGGCACUGAACCUUCCUGGAAUCCCCAUUGCCAUCGGGUUGUAUGGGUAUUGCUACUCAGGCCAUGGAGUGUUCCCAAACAUCUACUCUUCUCUGAAGAAAAGCAACCAGUUCCCUGCUGUUCUUUUCACCUGUAUCGCUCUGUCUACUGUUCUGUUCGCUGCUGCUGCAAUCAUGGGAUACAUUAUGUUCGGUGAAUCUACAGAGUCCCAAUUCACACUGAACUUACCCCCAAAUCUUGUGGCUUCCAAGAUUGCGGUCUGGACUACGGUGACGAAUCCAAUAACCAAAUAUGCGCUGACCAUGACUCCUCUAGCCCUGAGUUUGGAGGAACUGCUACCUCCAAAUAAGCAGACAUACCCGAACAUAAUGAUGCUUAGAUCCGCUCUGGUGGUAUCUUCCCUUAUUAUUGCUCUGUCCGUUCCAUUUUUUGCCUUUUCAGGACUUGUCAUGUCACUGGUCGGGUCUUUUCUCACCAUGUUUGUGGCCUAUAUUCUACCAUGUGCCUGCUUUUUGUCUAUCCUCAGGAGUAAAGUGACCUGGUAUCAGGUAGUACUGUGUGUGUUCAUCAUUGUCGUUGGACUUUGCUGUGUUGGUGUUGGCACGUACUCUUCUCUUUCUAAGAUAAUACAAAAGUACCAAUGAAUUGUGCCCUAGAAUUAUGUAUGAUGUGUCCAUGUGUUUUCGAAUAGCCAGUUUUCUUUUCUGGGAUGGUGGCGCUGGUCUGGAAGGGGGAGGGGGAUGUCAUUCUUUGUAAAUUUUUUGUUGGCAUGAGAGGAAGUGGAGGAAUUUGAUAAAAUAGGGCAGGUUGUGUUAUCGAAGGAGUAUUUUGUCUGAAAUUGUUCUCGUGACGGUAGGUGCUGCUGGGAACGACCUUCUGUUGACGCUGCCAUUUUCGUUUGACCCAUAU
Molecule: messenger RNA, 2160 nt
Organism: Zea mays
Lineage: Eukaryota; Viridiplantae; Streptophyta; Magnoliopsida; Poales; Poaceae
Exons: 12
Coding region: 174-1895 (573 amino acids)
Biological process (GO): amino acid transmembrane transport
Cellular component (GO): vacuolar membrane
Molecular function (GO): L-amino acid transmembrane transporter activity
Source: RefSeq, a predicted model, not a curated record